Molecule: messenger RNA, 1512 nt
Organism: Exophiala mesophila
Lineage: Eukaryota; Fungi; Ascomycota; Eurotiomycetes; Chaetothyriales; Herpotrichiellaceae
Exons: 1
Coding region: 146-1012 (288 amino acids)
Molecular function (GO): oxidoreductase activity
Source: RefSeq, a predicted model, not a curated record
CAUGGCUACGUCACUCACGUGCCCCUGGUGGCUAACUCCAAGCACAACGGCGCUUGAAAUUGAAUCCCUCAACGUCAAGAUCAAUCAUCAACAUUGAACAGAGCAAAAACACCUUCUGGCCAAUAAGCCGUUCCCAGCAGUCAAGAUGGCACCCAAUAGCUUUUCCCUAUCUUCGCGCAUUCCCUUGGCUAAUGGGCUGUCCAUUCCAAGGAUCCAUCUUGGGGUGUAUCUGAUGACAGGAAAGGAGGCCCGGUCCGCAGUGCAGCAUGCUCUCCAAGCUGGUUAUCGAGCCUGCGAUUCCGCCCAAAUGUAUCGCAACGAGGCAGAGUGUGGCCAAGCCAUUCUGGAAUUUCUCAAUGACAAAUCGGUAAACACAAGUGGCCUAACGCGGGAGGACAUCUUCUUCACCUCCAAGCUAGCAACUAAUUCGACAUAUGCAACGGCGAGAAAGUCCAUCAGCCAGUCGGUCAAGAAAAGUGGGCUCGGCUAUAUUGAUCUCUUCCUUCUACACAGUCCAUAUGGUGGAAAGCAAGCGAGACUCGACAGCUGGAGAGCCCUCGAGGAUGCCAUCGCCGAUGGGGAAGUCAAGAUCGGUGGCGUCAGCAACUAUGGAGUCAAACAUUUGGAAGAACUCAUCGCCUCGAAACCCCGCAUUCUGCCCGCCGUAAACCAAAUUGAGGUGCAUCCGUUCAACACCAGAACCAACAUCACCUCCUUUUGCCAAGAGCAUGGAAUUCUGGUAGAGGCUUACGCCCCAUUGGCAAGGGCUCUACGAAUGAAGCACCCUAUCAUUUCGGGGCUUGCCAAAAAGUACAAUUGCACACCGGCGCAGUUGAUGAUUCGAUGGAGCUUACAGCAUGGGUAUAUACCUUUGCCAAAGAGUGUUUCCAAGGAACGCAUCCGGGCCAAUGGCGAGGUGUCGCACUUUGCAAUAGACGAGCAAGAUAUGCAAAGGAUGGAUGAUCUGGAUGAAUACCUGGUGACAGACUGGGACCCUGUUGAUACAGACUAAGUCUGACCUCGUUCUGCAAAUGGUUUGCAGCCCUCGUUGAACCAAGAAAUUUGUCGACUUCCCUGCUACCAAACUUGUCAUACAGCCGAUUGCAUGGCCAAGCGGACUUGACCCCGCAGAAUGCAUUAAUGCGUAAGUCUUUCAGAUGUCGAUAGACCAUGGUAUGGCGAUCAACUUCACAUGGAGGCCAAAAGCGAAUCAUAUUGGGACAAAACACUUACUGGUUCCGGCGAUUGAAGUGAAGCAAUGACAACAGGAAACGCCCGUCUUUUAGGAUCUUGUGCGUACCUUGGCGCCGUUUCUGGAGGCACAAAAAGCGAUGAGUAUAGAGCCAAACCACGAUAUUCUUCUUCGGGGACCACUUAUUCUAUACUAGCCUUUUGGCCUGCCGUAGUGCCGAUGUGCCUGCCAACAAUUAAAACACCUAUUCCACACUACUAAGGAUUGUGUGGAUCUCAUGCAGCUGUGUUUAUGAUGCCAUCAAUCAUUUGUGGAAUGCG